Messenger RNA from Spirometra erinaceieuropaei, 852 nucleotides. The record is from the annotation of a GenBank genome assembly. NCBI's taxonomy places the organism in Eukaryota, Metazoa, Platyhelminthes, Cestoda, Diphyllobothriidea, Diphyllobothriidae.
AUGGGGACCUGGCCACUUGUGAAUGUGUGUGUGUGUCUCCGCGGUGUCAGCGGACAUUUCGGGCGCCAUUUGGACUUGUUGAUCCCUUCGACCAACUGCAACACUCGGACUGCCCUAACCGUCGUCUUCCCGUCCACUUCUCCCUCGCCUCCUACGUCGUUAACUAACUCUGACCGCCCUCCCGAACCACCACGUCCAUCCGCAUCCUCCUCCUCCUCCUCCCUGCUGCUCCAACGUCUGCCUCUGUGGCAUCUGCCACGCACACCAACAUUGCACAAAAUCCUGGCACCCCAACAAACGCCAACGCGACCACCGCCGAAAUCAGUGGUGAGGACCUGGUCUACACAUGUCCUCAUUGCGACCUUACACAUCGGCCUGGUCACUCACUUGCGAAUCCAUCGCACAGGCAUUGGCGAACCAGUACCUGGAGCGCCAACCUACGCGCGCUGCAUUCGCCUCCACUGUCCACACUGCCAUCGCACAUUCAGCCAGCGCAUGGGCCUAUUCGGCCGCAUGCGUAUCCACGAGAACGGAAGUGGACGUAGACCUGACACACCCACCAGAUCCAGCACACCUGCCCUUCUCAGCUUCUCCCUCACUCCGUCGACCCGUGCGCCCGCCACCACCACCACCACCUCCGUAACUGACACCGACGCCACCGACCUCUCAUGCCCACACUGUCCACACACAUCCACCUCACGUAUCGGCCUGAUCGGUCACUUAGGAAUCCAUCGCACAGAGACUAGCGAGCCAGUGCCUGAAGCACCCACAUACACCCGCCGCAUCCUCCUCCACUUUCCCCAGUGCCCUUGCACACGAACGCACCUAUUCGGUCACAUGCGCAUCCAUUAA